AUGUUCAUCCUGAUCUCAGGGCUGGUGGCCAACGCCACCCUGCUUUGGCUGUUUCUAAGGGAAAGGAAAUCAUUCUCUGCCUCUAAGGUUCUAGGUCUGAAUCUUGUUGUGAUGGAUCUCAUCUACCUGUUUACACUACCUGUGGACUUGAUUUAUGAUAUAGAAAAAGCUCAGUUUGGCAAAGGAAAUGAUUCAGCCCCUAUCCAGCCAAGUUUCCAAAGUACACAGGCGACAAUGGACAAGGCGAGAGACAUCUUCAGCAUGUUCAACCUGAUCGGCUGCCCCCUGCUGCUAGCCUGCAUGUGUAUUGAGCGCUACCUGGCAGUGAUGAGACCUGUGCUAUAUAUGAGAGUGAGGAACUGGGAGUACCGGAUGGCUGUUUCUGCUGUGGUGUGGGCGAUCACCCUGUCCUUCUGUCUGCUUACAUUUUUUGUGGCUGAUAUAACCAUCAUUAUGAUGGCUGUCUCCGUCAUCAUCUCCUGCCUCUUCUUCUUAAUGCUCGCCUCCCUUGGGGGUGUGGUCUGGUCCCUGUGGCAGCAAAGCCCCGCCCACAGCACGCACGGAAACCAGCGCCGCCCUGAAUCACCCCAGAAGAGACAGGCAGUGGAUAACGUGUUGGCUGUGGUGGUGCCUGCAGUGAUCUCUUACCUCCCAGUCCUGGUGAUGUUUCCACUGGUCUUGUACAUCUACUAUGUGGAAAACUCCUUGGAACGGUUCCUGUGUAACGUUCUUAAACUAUCCGUUUUGUUCCCCAGCUUCGGUGUGCUCAUAGGUCCUCUGUUCUAUUUGUCCAAGGCAAGAAAAAUGUGCUGCCUUAGUGGGACAGAAAAGACAUUUAAUGAGUAGAGAGAAUUUUGAUAUCAGCACCACUAUUGUGAACAGUGAAUAUGUACCUUAUUGAUUU
Messenger RNA from Toxotes jaculatrix (banded archerfish), 904 nucleotides. Its product is annotated as P2Y purinoceptor 1-like. The coding region runs from base 1 to 846 and encodes 281 amino acids. Gene Ontology annotation, cellular component: membrane. NCBI's taxonomy places the organism in Eukaryota, Metazoa, Chordata, Actinopteri, Toxotidae. The record is from RefSeq and is a predicted model, not a curated record. Gene Ontology annotation, molecular function: G protein-coupled receptor activity. Gene Ontology annotation, biological process: positive regulation of Rho protein signal transduction; phospholipase C-activating G protein-coupled receptor signaling pathway. The transcript is spliced from 4 exons.